This is a messenger RNA of Exophiala dermatitidis NIH/UT8656, 2485 nucleotides long. Its product is annotated as glutaminyl-tRNA synthetase. The transcript has a single exon. NCBI's taxonomy places the organism in Eukaryota, Fungi, Ascomycota, Eurotiomycetes, Chaetothyriales, Herpotrichiellaceae. Gene Ontology annotation, cellular component: cytoplasm; cytosol. Gene Ontology annotation, biological process: glutaminyl-tRNA aminoacylation; translation. Bases 371 to 2299 code for a protein of 642 amino acids. Gene Ontology annotation, molecular function: ATP binding; glutamine-tRNA ligase activity. The record is from RefSeq and is a predicted model, not a curated record.
CAAAAGUGAAGCGUCAGACAGCCUAUAUUCUAUGGUACCGGUUUCUGAGUCAUCCUUGGCAUGUUUGCCUGGAUUCACUGCGGUCUUGAAACAUCUGGAAUGCGUCGCAGCCUCGACAAUAUAAAAAUAUUACCCCCAGCAGGAACGGAGACAACUUAACAGCCUGAUUAUUUUCCCCGUCUCAACAACAUUGACUCUGAAUUCUUGAGUGGCAAGUAAAGAUAUCUGGUGACAAACUGUGGAGAACCUUCCUGUAUCGUCCAGUACAACCGCCCACAGCUUAUCUCACGUGCCAUCGUCUAUAGGUAUCCUAGAGCAGGGCGGGAAAACAUCUUUCUUCCGUGUUGGUCAAGCCAAGCAAGCCGCGUCCAUGGCCGAAACCACAGAAAUAAGCGGGAAUUUGCCCGAGCGUGUCAAGGAGAAUACCGACAAUGUUGUCUCUGACAAAAAGUCCAAAAAAGAAAAAGCGCCCAAGCAACCGAAACCGCCUAAAGAGGCAAAGGCACCAGCGCAGAAGCCUGCCAAGCCAGCAAAACCGGCCAACCCUGCACCAUCAGCUCCUCUUGACCCAGAUGCCAUGUUCAAAGAGGGCUGGUUAGCAGCCGUCAGAAAGGAGAGACCUGCGGACGAGCCUGUUGUCACUCGUUUUCCUCCUGAGCCGAAUGGUUAUCUUCACAUUGGCCACAGCAAAGCCAUUGCGAUCAACUUCGGAUUUGCACGAUACUAUGGCGGCCAAUGCAACCUACGAUUCGACGACACCAACCCUGAAGCCGAAGAAGAAAUCUACUUCACCGCCAUCGAAGAUAUUGUGAGAUGGUUAGGCUUCAAGCCGGCCCGGAUCACUUAUUCGAGCGACUUUUUCGAUCAGCUCUACGAGCUUGCGGAGAAGCUGAUUACCUUGGACGGUGCCUAUGUCUGUCAUUGUACAGAUGACGAGCUCAAAGACCAGCGGGGUGGAACCGAUCCUAAGAACAAGCAUGAGCGCUAUGCCUGCCGUCAUCGAGAUCGACCAAUCGAGGAGUCGCUGGCGGAGUUUCGAGCCAUGAGAGAUGGUAAAUACAAGCCUAGAGAAGCGUUCCUUCGCAUGAAGCAGGAUCUUAGUGACGGCAAUCCUCAAAUGUGGGACUUGGUGGCGUACCGCAUCCUCGAGAAGCCGCACCACCGUACGGGUGACAAAUGGAGGAUCUACCCCACCUACGAUUUCACUCACUGCCUGUGCGAUAGCUUUGAAGGCAUCACUCAUUCGCUGUGUACCACGGAGUUCAUCCUUUCCCGGGUCUCUUACGAGUGGCUGAACAACAAGCUCGAUGUGCCGCAUAAGCCCAUGCAAAGAGAGUACGGCCGCCUCAACGUCACCGGUACGGUCUUGUCAAAGCGGAAGAUCAAGAAGUUGGUGGAUGAAGGCAUCGUGGGCGGGUGGGAUGACCCGAGGUUAUUUACUCUCGUGGCCCUCCGACGAAGAGGCAUACCACCCGGGGCAAUCCUUUCCUUUAUCAACGAGUUGGGCGUGACAACGGCAAAGACGAACAUUCAGAUCGCUCGAUUUGAAAACUCGGUGCGGAAAUACUUGGAGAACAGUGUCCCCCGAUUGAUGUUGGUUCUGGACCCGGUGCCUGUCAUCAUUGAUGAGCUGCCAGAUGAUCAUUAUGAGGAAUUUGAAAAUGCGUUUGGUCCCAGGGAUGUUGACAUGGGCUCUCAUAAACUUCCUUUCUCGAAGAAGGUGUACAUUGAGAGAGAUGACUUCCGCGAAGUUGACAGCAAGGACUUUUUCAGAAUGGCGCCGGGAAAACCCGUGGGCCUCCUCAAGGUUCCUUAUCCAGUCGUCGCCACCAGCUUCAAAAAGGAUGAAACCACUGGUCUGGUGACCGAGAUCCACGCCAGAUUCGACAAACCAGCCGAGGGUGAAAAGCCGAAAAAGCCCAAAGCUUAUAUUCACUGGGUUGCCGAUGCGCCUGAGCACGGUUCUCCUAUCAGAUGUGAAGUCCGUGUGUUCAAUCCCCUAUUCAAGUCUGACAACCCCGAUGCAGUCGAACCAAGCUUCUUGGCAGACUUGAGGGAAGACAGUCUCAAAGUCUAUCCAAACGCAGUGGUCGAAAUGGGAUUGAAGGAGAUUCGAGAGAGGGCGCCCUGGCCUGAAGAGGCUGGAGAGAAGAAGGACGAUUGUGGAUUCGAGUCGGUCAGAUUCCAAGCGAUGAGAACUGGCUACUUCUGUCUGGAUAAAGAUACGGAUGAUGCAGCUGGAAAGAUCGUACUGAAUCGUAUUGUGAGCCUCAAGGAGGACGCGGGAAAGAGUGCAUGAGCGGCAAGGAGAUGCUUGAAAUGUUUUUCAGGGACAAUCAAGGUCAACGAUGAAUGAUAGAGUUUGGGAUAUUAAUCUGUGAUUUCGAAAGCACGUUAGCCUCUUAACCUAGCAAAUGCAGUACUGGUAGUUCAUCUUGCACAGAAGGGGAGGACCUAACGUGAGUAUCCCUUCUGGCAUCCCUGA